AUGAGUGUCGGGUCUAGCCCGGAUGAUUUUCUGGAUACCCAAGGAAGUGACGUCGAGAGUCUCGGGGAAGAUUUCGGUGACGAUUUUGACGGCGGAUUCUCCAAAGAUAAGGAUAUCAUCGCGACGAAACGGAAGCCUUAUGAGGUCGAGUUUAGUGUGUUGAGCCCGGAGGACAUCGAACGAGAACAGAACCUGCAGAUUAACGAGGUCUCGUCGAUCCUUGGGUUGCCACCAGAGUCGUCGGCUAUUCUGCUGCGAUAUGGACGAUGGAACCGGGAGAAGUUGAUCGAGUCAUACAUGGACCAUCCCGAGAAGACGCUGGAGGAGGCGGGCCUUGGUACCAAUUUUGAGGGAACGCCAAAGACUGAAGUGAUACCAGGAUUUGUGUGCGACAUCUGCUGCGAGGACGGGGACGACCUUGAGACAUAUGCCAUGCGUUGCGGGCACCGCUUCUGUGUGGAUUGCUAUCGCCAUUAUCUGAGACAGAAGAUCCGGGAGGAGGGUGAAGCAGCAAGGAUAGAAUGCCCGAGUGAUAGCUGCAAUAUGAUCGUGGACUCGAAGUCAUUAGGCCUUCUGGUGACAAACGAUCUUAAGGAGAGAUACAACGCGCUUCUAACACGAACAUACGUCGAUGAUAAAGAUAACCUCAAAUGGUGCCCGGCUCCCAACUGUGAAUACGCGGUCGACUGCCCUGUAAAGCAGCGUGACCUUCGUCGUAUCGUACCUACUGUGCAGUGUGACUGUAGGCACUACUUCUGCUUUGGAUGCACAUUAAAUGAUCACCAGCCAGCACCCUGCUUGCUGGUAAGGAUGUGGCUUAAGAAGUGCGAGGAUGAUUCCGAGACGGCGAACUGGAUCUCCGCCAAUACCAAGGAGUGUCCUCGAUGCCACUCAACGAUCGAAAAGAAUGGCGGAUGCAACCAUAUGACUUGCCGCAAGUGCAAGCACGAAUUCUGCUGGAUGUGCAUGGGACUGUGGUCUGAACACGGUACUAGCUGGUAUAACUGCAACCGCUACGAGGAGAAAUCUGGAUCAGAGGCCCGAAGUGCGCAGGCGCGAUCCCGGGCGUCGCUGGAGCGAUAUCUCCACUACUACAACCGAUAUGCCAACCAUGAGCAGUCAGCCAAGUUGGACAAAGAUUUGUAUCUAAAGACGGAGAAGAAGAUGACGAGUUUGCAGUCGCAGUCUGGGCUUUCGUGGAUUGAGGUGCAGUUCCUCGAUACUGCAUCGCAGGCGCUCCAGCAAUGUCGCCAGACGCUGAAGUGGACAUAUGCCUUUGCCUACUACCUCGCCCGCAACAACCUGACGGAGAUCUUCGAGGAUAACCAGAAGGAUCUGGAAAUGGCGGUGGAGAGCCUAAGUGAGAUGUUUGAGAAGCCCGUACCGGAGCUGGCGAAUUUGAAGGUCGACAUCUUGGACAAGACGGCGUAUUGUAACAAGCGCCGGGUGAUCCUACUCAGCGAUACUGCAGAGAACUUGAAAAACGGGGAAUGGUCCUUCAACGUGGAAUGGUAG
Molecule: messenger RNA, 1515 nt
Organism: Aspergillus niger
Lineage: Eukaryota; Fungi; Ascomycota; Eurotiomycetes; Eurotiales; Aspergillaceae
Exons: 4
Coding region: 1-1515 (504 amino acids)
Biological process (GO): protein polyubiquitination; ubiquitin-dependent protein catabolic process; positive regulation of proteasomal ubiquitin-dependent protein catabolic process
Cellular component (GO): cytoplasm; ubiquitin ligase complex
Molecular function (GO): ubiquitin protein ligase activity; zinc ion binding; ubiquitin conjugating enzyme binding
Source: RefSeq, a predicted model, not a curated record